AUGAAGUCUCCAGGCGGCAUGUUCAUGGAUUAUGUCGAUCCCGCUGUUUUCGGCAGCCAGUUUUUUGGUAUCGGCCAGGCGGACUGUGCUCUGGAAAACGGUGGUAUAUCACUCGAGAUAAUUAGUGGUACCAGAACUGAUGUCGCUAUUGGAAACAGGUUCUCGGAUUAUACAGCUACCCGGAAACGCGAUCCCGAGGAUAGAGCAGGUUCGAUCACCAUUGGUCUCCCACCGUCGAUCCUUAGUAACCGGUUAGGUCUUUUUUUUUCCAAAGUCAGUGGCCCGAGUAUAUCUAUCAAUACGGCAUGCUUUGGAAGUUUGGUUUCACUAGACGUAGCUUGUCGCUUUUCAGAUACCCAUCAAGCUGACAGUGUGAUUGUGGGAGGAACUAAUCUAUGGCUGGCACCAGAUCAAAACAAGGAAAUCGGCACUACGAACAAGACACAGUCCGCCUCCGGCCAGUACAGGAGUCUUGAUGCCAGCGCUGAUGGCUAUGUCAAGGCCAAUGCUACCUAUAUUGUCUAUUUGAAGCGGCUAGACGAUGCAAUCCGUGACAAUGACUCCAUCCGAGCUGUUAUCCGGGGCGCAGCGGGUCGCACCAACCCGAGCUCAGAAGCUCACGCAGCUGUAACCAAAAUGACUGACAAGGAUACCGGCAUCACUAACUUCCGAACUACGCGAUAUAUUAAGUGUUAUAGAACUAGUACACUUACCAAAAGCCCCAUCAAGGCCCAGGGUGUUGCUUUGGUAUCCGCACCUGGUCGCCCGACUAGCCAAGAGUUGAUGAUCAGGUCAAUAAAGAGCAACAUCGGUCAUUCUGGGGCCGCUGCCGGUAUUUCAGGUCUGAUAAAGGCCACUAUGGCUGUUGAGCGUGGCCAAAUUUCAGGCAACCUGAAUUUCAUCAAGCCGAACCCCAGGAUUGAUUGA
Molecule: messenger RNA, 927 nt
Organism: Bipolaris victoriae FI3
Lineage: Eukaryota; Fungi; Ascomycota; Dothideomycetes; Pleosporales; Pleosporaceae
Exons: 2
Coding region: 1-927 (308 amino acids)
Biological process (GO): fatty acid biosynthetic process; secondary metabolite biosynthetic process
Molecular function (GO): fatty acid synthase activity
Source: RefSeq, a predicted model, not a curated record